CCAUCCUCAACGCCACUCACCGCUCGCCAAUAUGCCCAAAGUCACCACCAAGUCUACCCGCGUGCCCGCAGCCAAGGCCGAGCGGCGUGGCAAACCCAAGACAAAGCGCGAGGCUGCUCGUGUCAAGGUCGAGCACCCUUCCACGGCAAUCGCGGUGGUCGCGGACAGCUCCUCGUCCAAGAGAGCCACGACAACCGCGGGCCCCUCGACGAAGCCUCCUAGAGUGAUCGCGCGCACAUUCAUCGACGAUAACAUCGUCUUGUUGCACUGCGAGUGCAACUACAACUCGGAGACCAUAUCUCUGCAUAAUCGCGACGGCCUCCCGCUUCCCCGCCCCAACGUCGUCGGCUUCGAGCUCAUCGACCGCCUGAUACGGUCCCCCGUGGGCUGGACUGGGUUUGGUACGCCAUACGUGUACCAAGCGUCCGUUAUGAAACGAGGCUCCUACAUGCUCAAGUACAAGGGCCGCGAAGUCUGGUCGUACGGUCAGGAUGACUUGGCUAAGAUGGAAAGGGAAAACGAGGAAGCUAACGAGACACCCUACGACAUGGACAAAUGGAACAGACUCAUGGCGUUUUACGCCGAGAAGGUGAAGGUAAUCAGAGAGCUGGAUGAAGACCGAGUCUUGGCUCGAUUUGGCAAUAACACGAUUGCAUACGACGAUCCUAACGAAGAAUUCUAUCCCGAGGAGUUCUUUGUUCGGAUGGAUUCCGAGUUGACGCACGAGUGGAGAGAGUACAAGCGGCGCACUGGAAAGGCCAUGCAGUAUGGCCCUAUGCCGGUAGUCAAGUCAUAGAUCUCCCCUUGCCCCCAUAUGUAUUUUAUGUCUCGAUUGAUCUGGGCCAGUACUCCUUAACUUUCUAUCUUUACUUGCUUUUGAUCUAUUCAUUGCUAUGCUACUGCAUGUACACUCUAUCCACCGUUACCGAAGACCCCA
Molecule: messenger RNA, 937 nt
Organism: Schizophyllum commune H4-8
Lineage: Eukaryota; Fungi; Basidiomycota; Agaricomycetes; Agaricales; Schizophyllaceae
Exons: 5
Coding region: 32-796 (254 amino acids)
Source: RefSeq, a predicted model, not a curated record